This is a messenger RNA of Urocitellus parryii (Arctic ground squirrel), 386 nucleotides long. The record is from RefSeq and is a predicted model, not a curated record. Lineage: Eukaryota; Metazoa; Chordata; Mammalia; Rodentia; Sciuridae.
UGUCCUUUGGAUCAUGGUUCGAGCACAUUCGUGGCUGGAUGUCCAUGAGAUGCAGGGAGAACGUCCUGCUGCUGAGUUAUGAAGAGCUGCAGAAGGACCCAAGAAGCACCAUAGAGAGGAUCUGUCAGUUCCUGGGAAAGAAGUUAAAUCCAGAAGAACUGGACUCAGUCCUCAAGAAUUGCUCCUUCCAAGUCAUGAAACAAAACAAGAUGUCCAAUCUUGAAAUCUUGCCUGAAGAAUUCUCUUCUAGGCAUUUCAAAAUUACAAGAAAAGGCAUCUGUGGGGACUGGAAGAAUCACCUCACAGUGGCCCAAGCUGAAGCCUUUGAUAAAGUUUACCAGGAGAAGAUGGCGGGUUUCCCCAAAAAGCUGUUCCCAUGGGAGUAA